Molecule: messenger RNA, 1071 nt
Organism: Camellia sinensis
Lineage: Eukaryota; Viridiplantae; Streptophyta; Magnoliopsida; Ericales; Theaceae
Gene: TIP4;1
Product: tonoplast intrinsic protein 4;1
Biological process (GO): water transport; transmembrane transport
Cellular component (GO): membrane
Molecular function (GO): water channel activity
Source: RefSeq, a predicted model, not a curated record
AUAUCACAAGCUGCCAAACCAAAAGCAAACCAAAGCCAAUCUUUUGGCCUUUUCCCAUUUUUUUGAGAGUAGAAAACCUCCGGUGAUCGGUUUUCCGAUCAGCUAGACUCAUAAAUGGUGAAGAUCGCGUUAGGAACCGGCCGAGAGGCCACACAGAUUGACUGCAUCCAUGCCCUCAUUGUUGAGUUCAUUUGCACUUUCCUAUUUGUGUUUGCCGGCGUUGGUUCUGCCAUGGCUGCCGAUAAGCUAGGUGGAGAUUCUCUAGUGGGCCUGUUUUUCGUGGCCAUGGCUCAUGCACUGGUGGUUGCGGUGAUGAUAUCGGCGGGUUUCCGUAUCUCCGGUGGUCAUCUUAAUCCGGCGGUAACGCUCGGCCUCUGUGUUGGCGGUCACAUCACCGUAUUCAGGUCGAUCCUCUAUUGGAUCGAUCAACUCUUAGCUUCUGCAGCUGCUUGUGCUUUACUUAAGUAUCUUACUGGAGGAUUGACUACUCCUGUACAUACACUAGCCAGUGGAAUGGACUACUCCCAAGGAGUGAUAAUGGAGAUUAUCUUGACAUUCUCAUUGUUGUUCUCAGUAUAUGCCCUUUGUGUGGACCCAAAGAAGGGCUUUCUUGAUGGGCUAGGUCCAUUACUAGUUGGGCUUGUAGUUGGGGCCAACAUCAUGGCCGGUGGGCCUUUCUCAGGUGCUUCCAUGAACCCAGCAAGAUCUUUUGGGCCAGCCUUGGUGAGUGGAAACUGGACUGAUCACUGGGUUUACUGGGUCGGACCGCUCAUCGGUGGUGGGCUUGCUGGAUUAAUCUAUGAGAAUUUCUUCAUUGUUAGGUCUCAUGUUCCACUUCCAAGAGAGGAUGAAACUUUCUAGGGUUGUGCCAAGUGCUCAUAAUGUCAUUAUGUAGUGUUGCCUUUGGCUUUUGAUGUAUGGUACUCUGUUUAUUGCCUCUUUUUUAUUGUAAGUUUCCUGAUGAUGGAGUCUUGAUUGGUAUUUACUCUCUCUCUCUCUCUCUCUGUCUCUCAAAGCUGGGUAUGUUGUGAUAGUAAUUAUAUUAUAUUAAAUGGGUAUUGUUAUGCUUUA